Homarus americanus (American lobster) is the source of this 2105-nucleotide messenger RNA. Its product is annotated as macrophage mannose receptor 1-like. The transcript has 7 exons. Lineage: Eukaryota; Metazoa; Arthropoda; Malacostraca; Decapoda; Nephropidae. The coding region runs from base 610 to 1575 and encodes 321 amino acids. The record is from RefSeq and is a predicted model, not a curated record.
CAGUAGCUCCCGGCCACAACACCACUCAACCUUGUGCUGCACCUGCAACAACACCAAUAGCUGCAGAAACACUUACCAGCAACACCACUCCGCUACUUCCAUUAACCUUACACCAACACCACCACCACAAACCCUUUAGCACCAGCACCACCUCCUCCUCGACCAUCCCUCCAGCUGCUGAGUUCACUAUCUCUCAACCACCAAUUACUGGUAACGUAAUAAUUAUUUUCGCCACACAGACACACACACUGUCCUGAGGGUGAGGGCGACACCUAACAGCAUCAUUACCUUCACAAACAAGAGGUACUCAAGCACCCCGCCGACGUAUAAAUAAACAUUCCAUCGCGAGUCAGAGUCUAGCCCCCCAUAGACGAUACGUCUGCCGGAUCCGUCCGCCGGAAUCGUAAGUAAAACCGAUCGUGUAGGGGGGCAUCGUACUGCCAAUUCUGGGCGGAGUCCGGCGGCCGGACCGGCGAGCUCAGAAUCUGUCGGCGCCAGAUUUUCUGCCUUCCGUCCCACUUCAGGCGCCGGCCUGACGGAUUAUCUGUGGGGCUGUCGUCCGAUCGGCGUCAGUCUCAUAGCAACUCCCAAUUGUGGUAGUGUGGCAACAUGAGGAGCCUCGCCCUCAGCCUCCUCCUGGCUCUCCUCACAGCGUGUUGUGAAGGACACGCCGCCAGCUCCAGGAACACAUCAAUGACUUGUGGGUCCCCGUACACGCUAGUUGGGAACGAGUGUCUCUACUUCAUGGUCUUCGCGAAAGUGACCUUCCAAGAAGCCCACUACACCUGUCAGACUGCCGAUGGUGGACUGGCGAACAUCAUCUCCGCCACACAGAUGAAGGCUGUCGUUGAUUAUAUUAAGUUCAGUGAUUUUAAGUCGAAGGAUUUCUGGCUUGACGGGACUGACAGCGAAGAGGAGGGCAAGUGGACCACUGUCUCCGGUCAGCCCAUCCUCAUGGGCACACCUUUCUGGGCCUCCUACCUCGCCCAUGAUGAGCCUAAUGAUUAUUUGCAUAAAGAAGAUUGUUUGGUGCUCUCGUAUGACGAGUUCUAUUAUAUGAAUGAUGUUUCCUGUGAUGACAAGUCGCACCCCUUGUGCCAGGCGCCACCUACACUUACUGCAGAAGACGAAGGAGCCGCCACAGCGUUGUCUGGGUCUCUUGAGUGUCCCUUUAUGUUUAACCCUGUUGGUGGGUUAUGUCUGGCGUUUGUCUUGUGGGAGAAACUCAGCUGGACAGACGCUCGUCAGAUAUGCCACGGGAUGAACGGAGACUUGGUUGCCAUCACAGACAUCGAAGUGUUAAGGGCACUCUACAUGCACCUGCAGGAUGAAAACAUUGCAGACCACACCUUUUGGGUGGGUGGCUCUGAUGCCGAGGAGGGCGACUGGAGGUGGACCACUAAUGAAGCUGUCGACAUGGGUACACCGUUCUGGGGGCUGUACAAAUACCAGCAGGAACCUACCGCAGGGAUCUUUGGAAACUGUCUGACGUUGAAGAGUCCUGGCGGCUACUACUUCAGGGAUGAUAGCUGUCACGAGAAACACAAUCCCCUGUGUAUGUAUGUUGAACCAUAACACCCAAAACAAUACUCACAUGAUGAACACUUUUGUUUGUUAUGGACAACAACUUUAAGUUACCAGUACACUAAAACAUUAAUAAUUCGGCAUACUAGAGACUCUGGCCUUGACAAAAUGUUCGGAUAAUGAUGAGUGGAUUUGGUAUCCCAUGUGUACCGCCGACAAGGUAGGGGGUUCGUAAUACUCGUCUUGCCCACUUUCUGUGUGGAUGUCGGUCACUAGAAUAAUCCAUUAUAGUAGUUCCUUCUUUCCUCACAUAGCAAAUAUUUUGCCUCCUUCUGUGUUUCCAUCUUCUUACAAUCUGUUUCGCUCCAAAAAAAGUUGGUUUCCGGCAUCUUCGUGGUGAAGAUUAAUAUACAGUACUGCGUCGAUGACCUGUGCCCGGAUAGGCUAUUCUCCAUAAAAAAAAUCAAGAUUAAAACUGUCUGUUCUAUAUCACAUUGUUGACAAUAACCAUCUGAUGAACAGUUUUCUCCGCCCAGUUCACAACUGAACUUAACUUAAUAAAUAACUUGAAUGAAACAAAA